UUCCGUCGCUGCGAGGGCCGCACUUCCGCCUCGGUGUCAGCCGUGCCGGGCGGGGGGGUGCUGCGGUGGGGCCGUCGUGGGAGCGUGGUGUCAGAUCAUCUAAAGCAGCUGGGUGUUUGCAAAAGACUUCAGCAGCACACAGAUAUUUAAUCUCCAAAUCAAGUUCAACGAUGCAUUAGAGGAAGCUGGACUGGCUGUGCAGAUUCCACACUGAAGGAUGAAUAGUGAAGAAGAGUUUUAUGAUGCCGUUACGGGCUUUGAUUCUGACAAUUCUUCAGGAGACUUUUCAGAAGCAAACCAUAAAGUUGCAGAAAUGCUAGAUCUAGAUCCGCACCAAAGCAACAGAAGUGGAAAGCACAAUGGAGAGACAGAGAUACAAGAGAAUGGAAUUAAAAGACACAGGACAUCGUUGCCUGCCCCAAUGUUUUCUAGGAGUGAUUUUAGUGUGUGGAGCAUAUUGAAAAAAUGCAUUGGACUGGAGCUGUCUAAGAUUACAAUGCCUAUUGUUUUCAAUGAGCCAUUGAGUUUCCUUCAACGGAUAACAGAAUAUAUGGAACAUAUAUACCUCAUUAAUAAGGCUUGUAGUCAUGCAGACCCCCUGGAGAGAAUGCAGGCUGUAGCUGCUUUUGCAGUUUCUGCUGUAGCUUCUCAGUGGGAGAGAACUGGCAAACCGUUUAACCCGCUGUUAGGAGAAACCUAUGAAUUAACCAGGGAGGAUUUAGGAUUUAGGUUUAUAUCUGAGCAAGUCAGCCACCACCCACCCAUUAGUGCAUUCUAUUCAGAAGGCCUCAAUAAGGACUUUAUUUUUCAUGGAUCAAUCUAUCCCAAACUAAAGUUCUGGGGAAAGAGUAUAGAAGCGGAGCCCCGGGGAACAAUUACUUUGGAGCUUCUGAAACAUAACGAAGCUUACACAUGGACAAAUCCAACCUGCUGUGUACAUAAUGUAAUUAUUGGUAAACUGUGGUUGGAGCAAUAUGGAACAGUAGAAAUUGUAAAUCACAGUACUGGAGAUAAAUGUGUCCUUAAUUUUAAACCAUGUGGACUAUUUGGGAAAGAGCUUCACAGAGUAGAAGGCUACAUUCAGGACAAAAACAGGAAGAAGCUGUGUGUGAUCUAUGGCAAAUGGACAGAAUGUUUAUGGUGCACUGAUCCCAUGACAUAUGAGACUUACAAAAAGAAUGAAAGGAGAGGUGGUGAGCAGAAGAAAUCAAAGCCGAGUGAAGAUGUUAUUAAAUCUGAAAAUGAUGAAGCUGAUGAUAUGCCAGAGGUUCAAGACACAGUGCAGUUCAUACCAGGCAGUAAAUUGCUUUGGAGAAUAAAUUGUAGGCCACCAAACUCAUCACAGAUGUACAAUUUCACCAGUUUUGCUGUGAGUCUCAACGAGCUAGAAAAGGGCAUGGAAGCAAUAUUAGCUCCCACUGACUGUCGGCUACGACCAGAUAUCAGAAAUAUGGAGAAUGGAAACAUGGAUGUGGCUAGCAAAGAAAAGGAGAGGCUAGAAGAGAAACAGAGAGCUGCUCGCAAGGAGCGUGCAAGAGAUGAAGUGGAGUGGCACACGCGAUGGUUUCAUCAAGGCACUAACCCCUACACUGGGACUUCCGAUUGGCUGUACUCAGGUGGCUAUUUUGACAGAGAUUUCUCAGACUGUCCUGACAUAUACUGAAUUCAAACAACCAAUUCUCAUCUCACCUGGACAUCUAGUUACUAGAUUUCAUUCCAAGCCAGUUACUCUGGUUUUGUUGAUAGCAAAAAACCAGCUUUUCUAAGUAAAUUUUAACAAAAAAAAGUCUAUUGGUCAACAAUCAAGGAUUUAAUUAUCACUAACGUUGGAUUGCCAAAUAUUUAAGUGCUGUUGCAUUCUUUCCAUCAAACUGCACCAGAAAUCAUUAUGUUUUCACUAAUUUUUCAAAGGGGCCUUUGGUUCUUCAGGUUUUUUUCCCUAGUUUCUUUGUCAGGAAGAUUCGCUGUAUCUGGUAGAGCACAUAACAUCCUUGAGAACUACGUAACUUAAGUAAAAUAGAGAUAAUAUCCUUGUUACUUAGUACAAUAGUGAAGAAGCUGAAGUAUUUUGGAACUCGGAGCAGGGAUGGAAAGCUAAUAUGGUACCAACAAGAUCCAGUCUAGUCCUGUUGAUACUGCCCGUGAAGAGAUGCAUGUGAACUUCCGUACGGUAUGUAGCACUACCUGGGGGGCUGCAGCUCCUGGCCCCCGCCUCUCUGAAUAUGAUCCAAUAACUGAGAGACUCAAGGGAACAGAACCCAACCCGAGCUUCUCAAACUGUAGUUGUCUGUUACAGAGUCUUCACAACUUUUGGACACUGUGAGCAUUAAACUAUGUACCUGUGAUAAAAUUACAUAAAGCAUACUUUAGGAGAAGGAAAAAGUGCUUCAAAAAGUGCUUUUUCUGAAGUCAAAUGCUGUUCCUAAACCAGGAGAAGGUUCAGAAGCAUUUGCAGGAACCUAGAGGUGGUUACAAUGUAAAAUAUACUGCUUGCUACCACUCAGAGGCUUAAAACUUCUGCACUACCUUUUGGCAGCUUUGGCACUGUGUAUGCUUCUAGACUAACUUUUGAUUUGGAGGCACUAUGGUGUGUGUAUCCACGCAGGUUCACAUUUUGGGGAGGUUUUGGUUUGCAUGUUUUUCAUUAUUAGGUCAUGUCUGUUUUGUAUGUUGUGAAAAAGCAGAAUCAAUUUAAAGCUUUGGCAGAGUUACACCUAUUAGAAGUUUUCUGUGAGCAUGUCAUGUCAAAAGGUGGGAAAUUUAGGGUUUUUUUGGUUCCUUAUCAAACCAUCAAAGCUGUGCAAUCCUGGAAAUAAUCAGUUACUGAACUGAUGUGUUCAUUUGCUUUCAAAUGGAACAUUUCAGAGGGGUAAAGGGGGGAGAGAGGCUCAAAAAAACUAGGCUUAGUAAUUUAAACUUAAUCCUACUGUUGCUUCUUCUUUUAUUAAAGUUUUUAAUUGAGUAACUGGGUAAAAAUGGAGUGCAGCUGCACUGCUGUGAAGUUUACGGUAGUUGAGGAAUUGCUGGAGAUAAGCACCAGCACCUUGAGAACUCCAUGAAAGAACUAAUUGAUAUCCCAAACAUCUCUGGUUUCAUCCAGAGAGCAGAUUUUUCUUCUUUAAAGUGCUUCUCUCCCAGCCAAAGGGUUGAAAAACAAAAGAAAUUAACAUACUCAUGAAGAAGUAUUUUUAUCUCCUGAUUGAAUGAACUUCAAAUUUUGGGGAAAUUCAGUUGUCUUCAUUGGAAGGCUGAGAGAAGCUGUAAAACUUAAAGGCAGUAUGUAAGGGCCUAAUCUAAAUGUGCUUGUGGCAACUCCACUCUGUAGUUAGAAAUGGUACUUUGUGUUGAUUGCGAGUCUUGAGGCCUCACAAGCCAGAUGUGGUACCAUGGCACAGGCGGUAGGGUUGUGUUUGUUCCUAUUAAGUGCCUGGACACUUGGCUUUUAAAAUGACAUUGCUGAUCCGUAUGGGAUGGCAUAAGGAUAGUUUUAAUAAAGAACUGGAGUUUAAUGACCAUGCCAGGCACUCUAAUCCUCCUUCCAAACUCUCUGCAAGCAGUUUAGGGCCCCCUUUGUUAGGUGAGGAUUGACAGGAUUCAUGUCUUAAGCCAGUCUAACAUCUCAUGGGAGUUUAAAACUCUCCUAAACUAAAUUGUCUCUUCAGUGCUGGAGCAGUGUGUUUAAAAUGACACACACAAAGAGAAAUUACCGGAAUGGAAGACCUGCAGAGUUGUUACUAAGGAGAUACUCUGCUUCCAAGAAGUGCACAGGUUAGCAUCCCUCUCUCUAAGUUAUGAUUUACAUUCAAAGACAUAACCCUUGUGAAGGCAUAAAACCAAUGUGACACCUUUAAUCCAAACUUCAGCAUAGAACAUUCAUGGGAUUUAUAAAAGAAACUGGGAAGACUAAAGUAAAGAACACUUCAUUAGCUGUCUUUACCCCUUCCUCCAGUGUAAAGCUUUUAGUGAAGCUUCAUAUCAGUUCCAAAUCCAUUCAUCUAAUUUAUUGUUCUUCAUUGACAACACUCACAAACCCCUUACCCCUCGCUGCCACCACGUCUCUGCUUGGCUCGCUAUGGGACUUCUGAUGCUCUGAAGGCAAAGAAGUCAUUGUUUUGGAUGCAGAUCUUGCCUCAGUAGUUUACGUGUCAAAACAUUAAUAACUUUGCACCUUUUGAAAGAAUGUCACUUUUAUAACUUGAUUAAACACUUGUAUAUAACUGUGUUAGUAUAUGUUAAUAGAGCUAUGUAGAAAAACCAUCUCGAAAGAAAUUAUAAUAAAUACUUAAAUACCCUGAGGGCCUCUAGAUGGUGACAGAGUUUUGUGAGACUUUGCUACCAGGGCAGCUGUCAGGUAGGGCAGGAGGAGGGCUGGAGAUGACUGGUUCUGUUUUCGCCGUGAUGCUUAUUAGAUGAAGGUGAUUUAUAGCAGAGCUUUGAUCACCACCUGCUCUGCCAUCAAAGCUUCUUCCCCAGAUGGGGGUGGACUUGGUUCCUUAGCAGCCUGUGGCCUCUAAGAAGCCUGAGUUGAUAGCAGCCCACACCGAGAGCAGUGCUGGUGAGGGAUGUGGUGUGGAGGUUGCGCUGGGAACCUGGGAGGUGGCAGGGGAGAGAAACGGCCGCGGGCGGUGGGAGCGCUCCCGGUGUGGGGGCUUAGGCUGGCAUAUGGUCAGGUGUCAGCCGGAGUAGAGGGGACUUCUAAUAAAACACAGUGAAGGUAAAAGAA
Pogoniulus pusillus (Red-fronted tinkerbird) is the source of this 4723-nucleotide messenger RNA. It is a transcript of the gene OSBPL2, whose product is annotated as oxysterol binding protein like 2. The coding region runs from base 218 to 1663 and encodes 481 amino acids. The transcript is spliced from 14 exons. Gene Ontology annotation, molecular function: cholesterol binding. The record is from RefSeq and is a predicted model, not a curated record. Gene Ontology annotation, cellular component: cytosol; intracellular membrane-bounded organelle; plasma membrane. NCBI's taxonomy places the organism in Eukaryota, Metazoa, Chordata, Aves, Piciformes, Lybiidae.